UAAUGGAGGGAUAAAGAAGGAUGUCAAGAAUAGAUGCAGGAAUUUUAUCAAGAAUUAUAAUGUUGCUAUGAUUAUUCUGCUUGAAACCCAUGUUUCAGGAAUUAGAUCUGAAUCGAUUGCUCGUGCAAUGGGUAGAAAUUGGCGCUUUCAAUCAAUUGAUGCGGUGGGUCGUUCGGGAGGCAUACUUAUGGCCUGGAGGGAUGAUGCGGGUUUGGUAACCUGCAUUCAAAGGAGCAGACAAGCUUUACAUGCUAUCAUUACCAUUGACAAUGGCCCUACAUGGGUGUUGUCUUCGGUUUAUAGUAGUGUAAAGCUAUCAGAACAACGUAAGCUAUGGAAAGAGUUGGAGAAAAUAGGGGGAUUAAACCUCCCUUGGCUCACUUGCGGCGACUUCAAUGCCAUAUGCUCUCCAGAUGAUAAAUUAGGUGGUAAACCCUUCUCUUUUUCUCCCAAAAAUAGAGCUUUUAGUGAAUUUAUUUCAACUUCUGGUAUUAUCGACUUGGGUUUUGAAGGCCCUGCUUUCACUUGGUGCAACAAUCAAGAUAUAAGGAGUCGGGUUUGGGUCAGACUUGAUAGAGCUUUUGCUAAUCCUGACUGGAUAUCUCUUUUCCCUGGUGUCAGAGUCAAACACCUUGUCAGAGCUGCCUCUGACCAUGCCCCUUUACUCAUCAUGGUGAAGGGGGAUGAGAUCCAAGGUCGGCGACCUUUUCGUUUUGAAGCUUUUUGGUUUGAGUAUGAUGAGUGUGGUAAGGUUGUCGAAAGAACCUGGCAGUCAGCUGCCAAAGGGAACCCCCUCCAUUCGUUUACCCAUCGGGUGUGUAACCUUCGUCGUGCUUUACUUAACUGGAAUAAAGAGGGUGUUGGUAAUCUAGAAACCAACCUUAUUAGCACGGCGGCGGAUAUUAAUUAUUAUGAGAGCCUUGAGGCUAAUAGUUCUAUAUCCCAGAAUGAUAUUGUGAAGCUAAAUUCCUUAUACAAUAAGCACAAUGCGCUGCUUAGACAGAUUAAUACCAAAUGGUGGCAAAAAGCACGCAUCAGAUGGGCCCAGAAUGGGGACCUUAACACCAAGUUCUUUCACAACACCACACGUAUUCGUAGACAUCGAAAUCGUAUUAAUUUUAUUAAAUGUUCUAAUGGGGUCCAUGCUACUAAUCAGGUCGAUAUUACUAAUGAGUUCUGUCGUUUCUAUCUUUCUCUUUGGAUGCCAAAUACUCGAACUGACUCUAUGCCUGUCAGUUGGCCUGAUUUGCCUGCUAUCUCGCAGGAAAAUGCUGAAGUCCUCAUCAAACCGAUAGAGGACUUAGAGAUCAAGCAAGCCUUGUGGUCUAUGCCGAAUGGCAAGGCUCCUGGGCCAGAUGGUUUACAAGCUGAAUUUUUUAAAAAUUAUUGGGAUAUUGUUGGUUUGGAUCUUUGCAAAGCAAUUAAGCAUUUUUUUCUGCAUGCUAAUUUGCCGAAGGGAUGGGGUCAGACUUAUAUUACUCUUGUGCCGAAAAAAGAGAACCCUAGUAGAGUGGCUGAUUUUAGACCUAUCUCGUUGUGUAAUGUGUGUUAUAAAAUCAUCUCCAAGAUUCUGGUUAAUAGAUUGAAACCCCUGCUACCUACGCUUAUUGGGUAUGAGCAGGCUGCUUUUGUGGCGGGCAGGGAUAUUUCUGAUAAUAUCCUAGCCGCUCAAGAGCUUGCGCAUACUAUGGUGAAUAAUAAAAAAGACCACCCGAUGAUGAUUGUUAAAUAUGAUAUGGAGAAAGCUUAUGACCGGGUUAGAUGGGACUCUGUGACUACUGUGCUAUCCCUUAUGAGAUUUCCUAUUAAAUGGGUUAAUUGGAUUAUGGCUUGUAUUUCUUCUCCUACGUAUGCUUUUAUUAUCAAUGGUAAAGCUUCGGAUUGGAUCCAACCUGCUGGGGGUUUGCGGCAAGGGGACCCCCUCUCACCUUACCUCUUUAUCUUGAUUGCCCAGGUACUUACAUCCCUUCUUAAUGAGGCCCAAUCUUGUGGAAGUUUUACUGGAAUUCCAGUUGGGGACAAUAGUUACCUUAGCCACCUUAUGUAUGCCGAUGAUAUACUUAUUACCGGUGCUAUCUCUAGACGGAAUUGUCGAGGCAUCGAAGCUAUUCUGCACAAAUAUGAAUGCCUCUCGGGGCAGAGGGUGAACAAGGAUAAGUCUGCCUUGUAUCUCCCAGAUUGGCUAUCGGCUAGAAUGAAAAAUAUGGUUACUCGAUGGCUAAAUCUUCCCAAGGGGACGAUGCCUUUUAAGUACCUGGGUUCUCAAAUCUCUGGAAAAAGAGUUAAGGUAGAGCAAUCUAAUUUCCUAGUGGAAAGGGUUCGAUCCAAAUUAACUUCCUGGAAAAAAAAUGCACUCUCCCUAGCGGGGCGUGCCAUCUUAAUUAGAGCAACUUUGACGGCCAUACCUAACUAUUGGAUGACUGCUUCUUGGAUUCCUGACUCAGUAGUUGACAAAAUUACCCAAAUUAUUAGAAAAUUUUUGUGGGAAAAACAUGGCGGUAAGAAGGGCAUGCAUUUGAUUGCUUGGGAUAACAUUACCAAGCCUCUUACUGAGGGUGGUCUAAAUUUUCGUAAUCUUCGAAAAUCUCGGGAAGCUUUUAUGGCCCGUAAUGCUUUGAAGCUCCUGAACAAUAUCAAUUUGCCUUGGGUGAGGAUUAUGAAGGGCAAAUAUGGGGAACUUGAUCCCUGGAAGAAUCCUAAGCUCACUACUACUUCUUGGGCUUGGCGGGCCCUAAACUAUACUGUACAAGCUAUCAAAUUGGGAUUGCAGAUUUCCAUUUCUGAUGGGUUGAAUACCAAUUUUCUUGAACACCCUUGGCUUUUCACUACACCCUUCAGCAAAAAGCCGACUUUCAUUGCGACUAAUAUUGGGGAGAAAGUCCAACAUAUUAACCAAAUCAUUGAGAAUGGGGAAUGGUGUUAUAACUCCAUUGAAGGUUUAGUUGGAGAAGAUUUAGUUGAUGCAAUUACUAACUUGCAGCUUGGUGAAGGCCCAGAUAAAUGGGUUUGGUCGCUCCACCCACAAGGAAAGGCUCGAGCUGGAAGUGUGUAUUCUUUUCUCAACGGCCAUACUGAUAACUGCUGGGAUGGUUGGAAGCA
This is a messenger RNA of Ananas comosus (pineapple), 3099 nucleotides long. RefSeq lists its product as uncharacterized. The record is from RefSeq and is a predicted model, not a curated record. Lineage: Eukaryota; Viridiplantae; Streptophyta; Magnoliopsida; Poales; Bromeliaceae. Gene Ontology annotation, molecular function: catalytic activity.